AGACAUGCGAAGUUAGCAAGAGACUGGUGACCCUGAAGCUUCUGCUGGCCUAAGAGCGUCAUGGAGUUCGAUCGCUACCGGGAGGCAGCCCAGAAGCGAUACCCCAGGCCCUUCAAAGACCCGUCGAGCUGGCAGAGAGCAGAUCCAUCGCCAACCACGUGGAAUGACGCGCAGUCUCAUGAUGCGCAGCAGCAACGAGAGUUGUAUGCGCAGACUGAGCGAUACCAGCGUCCUACCUAUCCAGCAAGUGUGCAGGCCUCUGAAGCGAUGUCGAUGUCCAACUCCAGAUUCAACUUUGUACAAGACCUGCACAAGGUGUCCCACUCCAAAGCAAACAUGUCUUGGACGGUCUUGUCUCCCAUCGAACCCGCUCAAUUUCCCUCCGCUCUCAAGCCCAAGCAGCGGAUGAAGCGCUUGCUGCCUGAUGUAGACGACGUGGCAGACAACACCUCAGAGGGAUCGCUUGCGACCUUGUCAUCUCCUAGCACAGAAUCUCAGCUCAUGUAUGACUCCAAGUCGGAAUCCUCCAACAGGAAGAGUGUCCAUGAAGAGGAAGACUCGCCGCUUCACAUCUCCUUCACCAACCACCGGGGCCAUGAUCUUUCGGACGGAUCCGAAGGAGAAAAGGAAAAGAACUUGAAGCUACGUAUGCAGAUUGUUGAGCUGCAGAAUCAGCUCAGCUUGGCAAAGCAGAUGGUGAAGAACGCCUACUUUGAAAGGUUCUUGCUCCUUUCAGGUGCAGGCGCUGAUGCAGAAACCUGACUCCGACAAUGAGCAGGAUGAAAUGUACAACACAAGGUUUAUGAU
Messenger RNA from Guillardia theta CCMP2712, 807 nucleotides. RefSeq lists its product as hypothetical. The coding region runs from base 61 to 762 and encodes 233 amino acids. The transcript is spliced from 9 exons. NCBI's taxonomy places the organism in Eukaryota, Cryptophyceae, Pyrenomonadales, Geminigeraceae. The record is from RefSeq and is a predicted model, not a curated record.